Messenger RNA from Notechis scutatus (mainland tiger snake), 1217 nucleotides. RefSeq names its product SRY-box transcription factor 21 (gene SOX21). Gene Ontology annotation, biological process: neuron differentiation; negative regulation of transcription by RNA polymerase II; positive regulation of transcription by RNA polymerase II. The record is from RefSeq and is a predicted model, not a curated record. Gene Ontology annotation, molecular function: DNA-binding transcription activator activity, RNA polymerase II-specific; RNA polymerase II cis-regulatory region sequence-specific DNA binding. NCBI's taxonomy places the organism in Eukaryota, Metazoa, Chordata, Lepidosauria, Squamata, Elapidae. Gene Ontology annotation, cellular component: nucleus.
CGCCGCCGCCGCCGCGGGCAUGGCCAAGCCGGCGGACCACGUGAAGCGGCCCAUGAACGCUUUCAUGGUGUGGUCGCGGGCGCAGCGGCGCAAGAUGGCCCAGGAGAACCCCAAGAUGCACAAUUCGGAGAUCUCCAAGCGGCUGGGCGCCGAGUGGAAGCUGCUGAGCGAGGCCGAGAAGCGCCCCUUCAUCGACGAGGCCAAGCGCCUGCGGGCCAUGCACAUGAAGGAGCAUCCGGACUACAAGUACCGGCCGCGGCGGAAGCCCAAGACGCUCCUCAAGAAGGACAAGUUCGCCUUCCCGGUGGUGUCCUACGGCUUGCCCGACGCCUCCGACCCCCACGUCCACCCCCUCGGACCGCAUCACCCGGCGCUCAAAGCUGGCGCCCUCCACGGCCACGAAGCCCUGCUGGCCAACCCGGAGAAAGCCGCCGCCGCCGCCGCGGCAGCAGCCCGCGUCUUCUUCCCUCCCUCCGCCGCCGCCGCCGCAGCGGCCGCGGCAGCAGCGGCGGCGGGGGGCAGCCCUUACUCGCUGCUCGACCUGGGCUCAAAAAUGGCAGCGGAGAUCUCCUCCUCGGCGGGAUCCGGUGGCGGCUCGGCGGCCGGACUGCCCUACGCCGCCUCUUCGCUGGCUUACCCGACGGCUGGAGGCGCUUUCCACGCCGCCGCGGCUGCAGCUGCCGCCGCCGCGGCCAGUGGGGGCCACAGUCACUCUCACCCGUCCCCCGGCAACCCCGGCUACAUGAUCCCUUGCAACUGCAGCGCCUGGCCCAGCCCGGGACUCCAGCCGCCCCUGGCCUACAUCCUGCUGCCCGGCAUGGGUAAACCUCAGCUGGACCCUUACCCGGCGGCGGCCUACGCCGCGGCCCUAUGACAAUCAGCGCCCUGAGGAGGAGCCCGGUGCCGAGAAGAGCCGGGCGGUCUCGCGGGGCCCGGACUGCAGCCCCAAGUAGAGCGCCGGCCGUCAUCCCCGCUCCCGCUCCGCCUGGCUCCCCACGAGAAGCCCGCAGCCUGGCGCUUGGCUCGCCCUCUCUGCAGCUCCGGAGCCGAGAACCCAAGCCGGCAAACCGCCGGGGACCUCUCCCGGCUUGCUCCCCGGCAUGGCUGGUGGGGUCGAGACGUCGCUGCUUCCUCGAAGUUUUCUUUCCCGGGAAGAUCCCGCCUGCCACUGCAGGACCCGGUUCCGACGACCUUGGGAGUUGCUUUGCUUUCCCUUC